AUGACCGAUCUUGUUGCCGAUAGUCUAUCAUCUGAAAUUGAUGUCGAUUGGAGUGGUGCUGUGCUGUACACGCCGUAUUAUACACAAGCCCUUCUUUAUGAAUAUGCUGAUUGCGUAGCUGUACAAACAUUGUUAAAAAUGGCAAACUUACCAGUUCGCUUGGAAGAGCGUCCGAAUGCUGAAUUCAUGUCACCAACCGGAAAAGUACCUUUCCUGAAGUUGCAAUCAUUCCUGGUAUCCGAAUUUUUACCAGUUGUUGAUUUUCUCGCGAAACGUAAUGUAAAAUUAUCAGCAGGCUUGACAGAUCUAGAACGAGGAGACAUGCAUGCACAUAUGGCUCUUUUCGAUGACAUUCUUAAAAAUGUCGAGAUGUAUGUUAUGUGGAUGGACAAGAGGAAUUAUUCUCAGGUAACGAAAUGCAGGUACGGAUCAGUUUAUCUGUUUCCGUUGAAUCUAAUUUUACCACGAGUGAAAUGGCGUGAAGUGAAUAACUAUUUAACUGCUGUAGAUUGGAAAAGUAAGUCACAGGAAUGUGUAAUGGAUUUAGCAGAUCGCUGCUUCAAAAGUAUGUCGUCGAAACUUGACCACAAUGAAUACUUCUUCGGUGAUUCACCAACUGAACUAGAUGCAUUGGCAUUCGGUCAUUUCUAUACCAUUCUGACAACAGAACUGCCGAAUAUGGAAUUAAAAAAUUGUCUUCGUCGAUAUUCAAAUUUAACUGAAUUUUGCCAAAGGAUUGACAAAAAAUAUUUCGUUCCAGGAACAGAAGCAAAGAAGUGA
This is a messenger RNA of Brugia malayi, 780 nucleotides long. RefSeq names its product Metaxin 2, putative (gene Bma-mtx-2). Gene Ontology annotation, biological process: mitochondrion organization. The transcript has 5 exons. Lineage: Eukaryota; Metazoa; Nematoda; Chromadorea; Rhabditida; Onchocercidae. The record is from RefSeq and is a predicted model, not a curated record. Bases 1 to 780 code for a protein of 259 amino acids. Gene Ontology annotation, cellular component: SAM complex.